Molecule: messenger RNA, 396 nt
Organism: Penicillium chermesinum
Lineage: Eukaryota; Fungi; Ascomycota; Eurotiomycetes; Eurotiales; Aspergillaceae
Gene: pfy1
Product: profilin
Exons: 5
Coding region: 1-396 (131 amino acids)
Cellular component (GO): cell cortex
Molecular function (GO): actin monomer binding
Source: RefSeq, a predicted model, not a curated record
AUGGGUGCUCACUCCGCUGUCUGGCAGGGCUACGUCGACUCGAGCUUGAUGGGCUCGGGUCAAUUCGACAAGGCCGGUAUCCUGGCUGCCGACUUCUCCGGCUUGGAGGCCAAGUCCCCCACCUUCGAGCUCUCCCAGGAGGACAUUAACAGCCUCGCGGCCGCUUUCACCUCCGACGCCACCGCUUUCGCCAACGGUUUCUCCAUCGGCGGCGAGAAGUUCCUCUGCAUCCGUGCUGACGCUCGCAGUCUCUACGGCAAGAAGGGUAAGGAGGGCGCCAUCGUCGUCCGUGCUUCUGCCUGCACCAUCAUCGCUCAUCACGGCGAGAGCGUCCAGACUACCAACGCCGCUGCCGAUGUCGAGAAGCUGGUCGACUACAUCAACAACCCCCAAUAA